AUGGCAGUGAUCAUGGACAUGGAGUUUGAGGAAAUUGGCCAUGAAUUAACCAAGGCAAUGGCGGUUUACACGGAUCGGCUUCGCAAGGAACAACUGCCGCUCCCGACGCUCAGAUCCAGCUCCUGUGGCAGCCAUCGGUUGAAGGAUAACGAGGGUAUUGCGGCUAUGAAACGGGUCAUCGAAUUGUCCCAAAUGAUCCAUUCAAUGGCUCUCGGGCCCCAGGCAGACCUUCUGCUAGUUUCUCACCAGCCUAAUCUACUGUCAUGCCUCAAAACAGUCAUCGAUCUUCGGGUCCAUGAACACGUACCACACAACGGUGCGAUUAUCGCCAGGGACCUGGCUGUUUCGAUCCAGGCGGACGAAGGCUUCUUGACCCGCAUCAUGCGUGUUCUAACCAACCGAUUGGUGUUUUCCCAGCCAAAGCCGGGCUACUACGCGCACAACGCCACCUCGUCAGCAUUGUGUGAUCCGGAUCUCUGCGAUUUAAUGGCUCACAGGUUAGAUUUGCACUUUCGCUCGGCAAGCCGACAACCGGAUGCCGCGGCCAAACUUGGGUAUCGCGAGCCCCGAGCAGGCGAUGCACUGGGGUUCAAUCUUGCUUUUGACACGCAGGACACCUUCUGGGAGCACUUCCAUGAAGAAGAAACUGGCCGUCGCUUUGAGCGGGCCAUGAGAGCGUUUGAAAAGGUUACAGCGCAGAGAAUCCCUGCUAUGUAUCCGUUCGACGAGUUGACAGCCGACGGCGGACUGAUUGUCGACGUCGGCGGUGGCCUGGGGCAGUUGGGUCUGAGUAUUCUGAAGCAUCAUCCGGAUUGCGGUCUUCGGUGUAUUGUGCAGGACAAGUUUGCCGAGCUUGACCAGGCAUUUUCUCAUCCUGAGCUAGAGGUGCGCCAACAUGAUUUUUUUACGCCCCAGCCUGUCAAAGGUGCCUCGGCUUAUGUAUUCAGACACAUCUUCCACAAUUGGUCUGAUGACGCAUGUGUGACUCUAUUGCGGCAAACGCUUCCAGCGUUGGAUGAAAGCAGAAGUCGGAUUUUGAUCUGCGACCAAAUUGUUGGCGAGAAUCACGAAAGCUUGGCGGCGCUGUGUGAUAUUGCUAUGCUGACCUUGUUCGGAGGCAAGGAGAGAACACUGGUCGAAUGGAAUUCACUGCUGAGCAGUGCGGAUCCCAGACUUAAGAUCAACAAAAUAAUUGUAGAUGACGCCUCGGGUGCAGCUAUCUUAGAUGUCAGGCUCCAGCAAUAG
Molecule: messenger RNA, 1245 nt
Organism: Penicillium cosmopolitanum
Lineage: Eukaryota; Fungi; Ascomycota; Eurotiomycetes; Eurotiales; Aspergillaceae
Exons: 5
Coding region: 1-1245 (414 amino acids)
Molecular function (GO): O-methyltransferase activity
Source: RefSeq, a predicted model, not a curated record